UCGUCGUCGUCGUCGUUCUGCGGGGAGGAUGAUGGCGUCUCCCUGAGCUGGGAGGAGGGGGCGAGCGCCGAGAGACGUCAGCAUCUCCGCUUCCUUUGUGUUCAACGCGGAUGGCGAAAGAUGACAUGGCAGAAGUAGACGCGGCGCCGCGCGGCGGAGCGGGUUCCGCCGCCGCCGCCGCCGCCGACCCCCCCUCGGCGUUGACGUACGAGGAGUACGAAUGCAAAAUCUGCUACAAUUACUUCGACCUCGACCGCCGGGCGCCGAAGAUCCUGGAGUGCUUGCACACCUUCUGCGAGGAGUGCCUCAACACGCUGCACCUCCGCGAAGAGCGGCCGUGGCGCAUCAGCUGCCCGGUGUGUCGACACCGGACGCCGGUGCCGGACUACCGGAUACAGAACCUGCCCAACAACACCAAGGUGACGGAGGACUUCCCGCUCUACAUCGACUCCGACCCGCUCCCGCAGGACGCCUUGCCGCCCUACCCUCCGCCGCUGCACCCGGCUCUGGUGGCGCUCCGCCGGGAGGAGGCGUCGGGAGCGUCCGGCGGCGGCGGCGGCGGCGGCCAAGCCACGCCGUCCACCACCGUGUCCACGGCCACCACCCUCUCGCAGGACUCGGCGCGCUACGACAGCUGUCAGAGCUGCAAGCGGGUGGCUCUGACCACCGGAUGCGUGUGCGUGAUCUUCUCCUUCCUGUCCAUGCUGGUGUUGCUCUUCAUGGGCCUGAUCUUCGUGCACAGCCACAGCAUCCCUCCGUCCCCGGCGGGACCCAUCUGCUUGUCGGUGGCCAGCAUCCUGGCCAUGUUCUCGGUGGUGGUCACUUGGCUCAUCUGCUGGCUCAAAUACCGCCCGGACCACGAGACGGGCCGCUCGUCCACCACCGGAAACUCCCGGAGGAACGCCUGAGCUGCUGGGACUUGUCCCCUUUUUUUCUAUAAUGAAAUCAUCCUAAAUGGCCUUUAGCUGAUAGCAAACACCCAAAGGCCUUUGAGGUCAACCUUUCUCUCAUUUUCUCCGCAAAAUAUGCACUUAUACUCAGCAUCAAGGGGGCGGAAUUGGGGGGUUAAAUCACCAAAAUGAUUCCCGGGCGCGGCCACCGCUGCUGCUCACUGCUGCCCUCACCUCCCAGAGGGUGGAACAAGGGGAUGGGUCAAAUUAGUGUGUGUGUGACUAUCAUUAUACUUUAACUUAUAGCAGGGGUGUCAAACUCAUUUUAAAUGGAGAAAAAUCUACUCCCAAGUGGGCCGGACUGGUAAAAUCACGGCACGAUAACUUAAAAAUAAAGACAACUUCAGAUUGGGUUCUUUGUUUAAAAAUAGAACAAGCUCAAUCUGAAAUUGUAAAAAAUCAUAAUGUCGUUGGGGCUUUUUCACACUUACAUGUUGCGGUUAGUAGUAUUCUCUUUUUAUUUGUCGUUAUUUAUAUUUUCUGAAUAAAUUAUGUGAUAAUGUUCAUCAGUCAACCCAUUGGUGUUAAUUUUCAAUCUAUCAAUAUACAAACAUUAGUAUGGGGAACAUACUCUUAAGUCAGUGGUCCCCAACCUUUUUGUAACUGCGGACCGGUCAUAAAAAAAAAUACAAACGUGUGUGCUUACGGACUGUAUCCCUGCAGACUGUAUUGAUCUAUACUGAUAUAUAAUGUAGGAACCAGAAAUAUUAAUAACAGAAAGAAACAACCCUUUUCUGCGAAUGAGGGAGUUUUUUUGGGUCGGUGCACUAAUUGUAAGUGUAUCUUGUGUUUUUCAUGUUGAUUUAAUUAAAAAAAAAAAAUU
Entelurus aequoreus (snake pipefish) is the source of this 1773-nucleotide messenger RNA. Its product is annotated as E3 ubiquitin-protein ligase RNF186-like. The coding region runs from base 111 to 908 and encodes 265 amino acids. Lineage: Eukaryota; Metazoa; Chordata; Actinopteri; Syngnathiformes; Syngnathidae. Gene Ontology annotation, molecular function: ubiquitin protein ligase activity. The transcript has a single exon. Gene Ontology annotation, biological process: protein ubiquitination. The record is from RefSeq and is a predicted model, not a curated record.